AUGUCUCUUAUGUACACAUCUAAGAAAGUGUCAUUCACGUAAGUCACAUCAUUAUUUCACUUGAAUUUUUUUUUUAUCUUUGUGCAACAUGGUUUAAGCCAACAGUUAAAGGUGCUAUUCAUAAAUGAACGGCAAUAAAUAACACUAUGUCAUAUUUGACCUGCAUUGUGUAGAGGUCAUAUAAAAUGUUUAUGUUAAAAUCCUCCCUUGGGCUGUAGAACUGGUCCAUAGCAACAUUAUAAUUCUAUUUCUUGUUAUUCAUGUGUCUGAGCACACUGGGUUCAUUUACUAGCAAAUGAACUGGAUUGGAGAACUUACUUUUGGACAUUCUCUUGGUAUUUUUUUUAGUGGUUUUAUACACCUAAAAAAAUUGUGUGAAGUUCUAUCAUCAUCACUAUUUCAACUUAUUGCAAGGUACAGCUGUAGCUUAUCUUGCAUGUUCCCUGAUAUAUAGAAUUUCUUAAUCUGACACAUUCCAUAACUUCUAGGAAAAAGGUUUACAGAGGAAGGAAGAAGUUGACUGCUAUAGAUUGGAACUACCACAAUGAUCUGCCAAAUGCCACAAAUGAGGAUGCUGAGACUAUUAUCACAAGAAAGUAUAAUCAAAGGACGAAAUCUUGGGAUGUGAGGACAGUGAAAGUGUCCAAAGACUACGGAUACAUUUGGAUUCUAAUGGCAAAGAUUUUCAAACUUCGAGUUGAUGAUGAUGAUUCAAUCGCACGGGAGGUUCCACUAGAGGCUGAUGAUCCAAGACUUAUUGCUCCCACGAUUGCAGAAAGUGAACCUCCUCCAUCUCAUGAGCUCCUUGCAAGAAGGGGGAGUAGAUUUUCACAAUUUUCACAAACAAGUAGCUGAUUAGCGUUGCCAAAACCAAAGCUUCACCAAUUCUAGCUUGUAGUAUAUUUUUUUGAGACAGUGCGAGUCCUACAUUGACACAUUUGUGGCAGAUGGACAUUAUAGCACUAGUCAAUGCUUGUUUAAAUAAUAAAGUCCUGCCACAGUUCAUGGCUCUCUUUCCUUGUUUGUAGUGGGCGGGAUAUACAAUCAUUUUCUGUUUUCUUAGCUAUUUUCUUGUGAUUGAUUACCAGCGACAGAAA
Messenger RNA from Porites evermanni, 1097 nucleotides. The record is from the annotation of a GenBank genome assembly. Lineage: Eukaryota; Metazoa; Cnidaria; Anthozoa; Scleractinia; Poritidae.